Helicoverpa zea (corn earworm) is the source of this 2878-nucleotide messenger RNA. It is a transcript of the gene Kua, whose product is annotated as plasmanylethanolamine desaturase. The record is from RefSeq and is a predicted model, not a curated record. Gene Ontology annotation, molecular function: oxidoreductase activity. The transcript has 5 exons. Bases 168 to 1112 code for a protein of 314 amino acids. Lineage: Eukaryota; Metazoa; Arthropoda; Insecta; Lepidoptera; Noctuidae.
AGUCAAGGUGACUGCUGACUGCAAGAAAGAAUGAAUUGAAUAUGACAUAAUGACUUAUUGCAUUUAUUGCGACUAAUUACGAGGAGUCAGUUGUUGUUUAAACCGUAUUUCCCUUACUUCAGAUUCAAUUUUAUUUUCGAUAUCGUCAUUGGUAACGUAUCCAAGCGAUGGCUUUGCCCUUGCCUAUACCUCCGUGUGCAAACAGGGAUGGCCUAAGUGGCUUAAGUUGUGAACAUUUUGAGUAUGCCAGUACUAUGGCAACAACAUUGCUAGCACCGGUCAAAACAGAACGCCAAAUCCUUGAACAUUCUAUGUCGGAAGAUGACCCAAAUGCCAAUAUACAAUUACCUAGUGUGGUAGGCAAGCAGCCUCGCUGGGGUCCGCGACAUCGUGGAGCUCAAGAAUUAGCAGAACUUUAUAGUCCAGGCAAAAGACUACAAGAGUGGGUCUGUGUGGUGGUUUGUUGCACAUUGUGUGUCUGUGCUGGUGUUCUGAUGGCCAGACACGUACAAGCGGAUGCCUCGUUAUUUUUAGCAGCAAUUUCUGGUGUAUUAACAGCAGAUUUUGCUUCAGGAGUAGUGCAUUGGGCUGCUGACACUUGGGGAGCUGUUGAUCUUCCUAUUAUAGGCAAAAAUUUUCUGCGCCCAUUCCGUGAACAUCAUAUUGACCCAACAUCCAUUACUCGACAUGAUUUUAUCGAAACGAAUGGUGACAACUUUGCCAUAACCAUACCUGUCUUAGCAAGAAUUGUAUGGCAGCUGCUCACCUAUGAGGAUGAAAGCAUCGAAGCACAAUUCCACUGGAUUGCUUAUUGGUACUUGUGUUGUAUCUUUGUAGCAAUGACUAAUCAGAUUCACAAAUGGUCUCAUACAUAUUUUGGCCUACCUAUGUGGGUGGUGUGGUUACAAGAAUGGCACAUAGUGUUGCCGCGUCGUCAUCAUCGAAUUCACCACGUAGCGCCGCACGAGACUUACUUUUGCAUCACCACCGGUUGGCUCAACUGGCCUUUAGAAAUGCUUCACUUUUGGUCCACUCUAGAGACCAUUAUAGAAUCACUCACUGGUUGUAAACCGCGAGCUGACGAUAUGAAGUGGGCUCAAAAACGUUCCUAGAAUAUAGGAUGUAUUCAUAGAACGUUAUCGCUACCUAAAUUUUUAUACUAACACGUCCACAUCUACUGAAUCAAUUAAUAAGAAUAGGUUUAAUACUUUGUUAAGAUGAAAGCAAAUUGUGAAAUACGUACCUUAAUUAAGUGGCUUAUUAAAUAAUUGCAAAAUAAACAUUUUAUUAUACGUCACACGAUUUCCAGUUAUAUUUUUCUACAAGAUUUGUUAUUUUAUAAAUUAUAUACUACGAUAAUUAUGCAAACUCGAAGUAAGCAUUUAUGUUAAAAAAAUUUUAGGCCAGGGUAGAUCCCUUUUGAAUUUGCAAAUCUUAUUAUCACAACUUUUUUUACUUUUUCCGUACUCCAAGUACUACUAAUAAUAAUUUUGUCAGAAAUUGAAACAAACCGUUUCUUCCCUCGACUGGUCCUCGAUCGCCCUUAAAUUAUUUUUCUGCCGUAGUCUCAUUCCUUUCCAAUCUUCCUUUGCAAUCUUUGCUUCUUACUAUGUAAUUAAAAGUGGUUCUUACCAUUUUCAAAGGCAUCCGGCACUGGCUUAUUUGAAUAUUUUCACUGACCGGUUUUAAUCAAAUAACACGAUGGUGAGUUUUUCGAUCGAUCAUGGUGCAAUACAUAACCCCCACAUGCAACAAAUACCCCAGACAAGGAGACCAUCUCCUUCUAUUAAAUAAGUCUCGUCCUCGUAUUAAAUAAGGCUGUUGGACCCAGCAAUCAUUUGUGGACCUUUUUUAGUACCUAAUACUCAACAUCCGCCCGUAGUUUCAUCCGCGUCCCAAGGGAACUACCAACCUUCACUAUGGCCUUUUCGCAUGCGUGUCAUGGCAUAGCCGCCCUAACGUAUAACAAAGUAUGAUUGUAUAAACUACAUAGAGAGCAUUCACAGGUGCAUGUGAAAAGGGCCUAGGGAUUAAGUUUGAUCGCAUUUCAGGUAAUUUCGUUCAGCCGUUAAAGUGAUUGAGGAACAAACACUAAAACCCGCUAACUUUCACGUUCAUAAGUAGGAUUAUGAACUCAAAGUCAGUCUAAUGAGGGGGAUUUAUUAAUUUAUUUUAACGUAAUGUUUAAUUGUGAUAGUAGCACUUAUUGCCAAAGAGUAUAUUAAGUAUUUUCUUUUCACUCUAUCAUAAUGUAUAAAAUCCUUGACAUGAUUAUCUUUAGUUCUAAAGGUGUGUUAAUCUUGUCAUGAUAUCGAGUACCUACCUACUCUAUAAUAAUUGAAUCUCCUAAAGUCAUAUGUCCCAAGUUUUGUAUUAAAUAAAUGUGCAUUAUUCCGAAUGUUUAUUUAUAGGUAAUGUUAUUUUCGUCCUAAAACAUUGCUAAAAAUUUGUUUUACUGACAGACACAAAUCAUUGUAAAUCCGACUCCACGCAGUCUUGUCUGCGACAAGAGAACGUAAUUCAAAACCGUGUAGGCGCGGAUGUGGACCGAGACUUGGGGAGCAGGUGGUUGUAGCACACCGCUGCGGUGAUGAGCGUUAAAACCAUCUGCGACGAUAAACUCGUGUUGGUUCGCCGGAGCCGUGCGUGACAGAAAUCAUGAAUGCUGCAUGUCGCAUGCAAUCAUAUAAUUAGAAUUUAGGAAUUUGAAAACGGUUUUAUUUAUGAUAUACGGAUUUAGGACAUACUUAGAAAUUUCAAUUUUAUAGUGUGUAAUAUUAGGUAAAUUCGGACAAAUGAUGACCAGGACAAAAAGUUAUGGCACUUAGGCACUUAGAUAAAAAAGUUAGGUGACACAAUAAAGCUCUUAAUUCGCAUA